Messenger RNA from Dentiscutata heterogama, 222 nucleotides. The record is from the annotation of a GenBank genome assembly. Lineage: Eukaryota; Fungi; Glomeromycota; Glomeromycetes; Diversisporales; Gigasporaceae.
AAACCAGUAACGGAAAUGUCUGGCUCAAAAAAAUACCUUGAUUGGUUGAAGAAGGAAUGUGAUGAAGGUAAUAUAGCCUUUUAUGAAUAUUCCCUGUUCAGCAAUAUCAAGGAAAUUGGAAAAGGUGGGUUUGGAGUUGUUAGUUCGGCUGAUUAUGAUGAAGAAAAGGUUGCAUUGAAAAAUCUCAAAACUAGAGAAGCAACUAAAAAAUUUGUUAACGAG